Messenger RNA from Dunckerocampus dactyliophorus (ringed pipefish), 4196 nucleotides. It is a transcript of the gene mapkapk5, whose product is annotated as MAPK activated protein kinase 5. The transcript is spliced from 14 exons. Gene Ontology annotation, biological process: negative regulation of TOR signaling; peptidyl-serine phosphorylation; Ras protein signal transduction. Gene Ontology annotation, molecular function: calmodulin binding; mitogen-activated protein kinase binding; calcium-dependent protein serine/threonine kinase activity. The record is from RefSeq and is a predicted model, not a curated record. Lineage: Eukaryota; Metazoa; Chordata; Actinopteri; Syngnathiformes; Syngnathidae. Gene Ontology annotation, cellular component: nucleus; cytoplasm. The coding region runs from base 864 to 2279 and encodes 471 amino acids.
UACAGCUGGGUACCCCCUCUGACAUAAUGCUACAAGAUUAGCAUAAUAGGUCCCUUCGUCGCCGUGGCUACUUAGACUAGUUUCCUGCUGUGUGGUACUUUUUUUACACAGACAACAACUGGAGCUUAAAACGUUAUCUAGUGGAAGGCUGUUAACAUAGUUUGCGGUUCCUAAAAAAGCAGCAAACUUCGCUUAGUUGCCACCUGGGCCAUCCAGCUCGAUAGCUUUUUAGCUAGCUAGCCCUGAUCGACGGCAUAAUAGACUGCCUGGGGUUUAUAUUUUGAUGAACGCGGUGUCGUCGUUGUGACAAGCUCUCAUUUCAGCUUCCAAGGACAGUAGAAUCGGUGCCUUUGGGGUUAAAUCAACGAUCAAUGGUGUGUUUUUUUAACAGAUGCUGUUAUAGUGAAAAGCCAUCUGAAUGGGGUGCUACAUCAUGGCAACAUGCAAACAAUCUACUUAGCAAGCUAGCGUCUUGCUCUAACUAAAAAUACACCCCUUGCCCUCUGUCCCUCCCUGCUAAAGCGGUGGGCUUGUCCCCUUAAUUUCCCACGUCUCCGGCUUUUAUGGUGACCUUGCUGGGCGUUUGGCACUCUACAUGGUCACUACGGUGGAAUCAAGGCGACAGGAAGAGCGUGUCAGACCCCGACGUGGUAAGCCGGGUUGGGCUGACUUUACGCCGCAUCGCAGCUGCCGGGUGGUUCCGUUGUCCCCAUGGCCUUGUACUUCCAUUAGUAGUCAUAUAACUAGCCCCGGUCCAGCCCUGGGGAUACUGGAGUGAGACUUAUCAAAGGUCAAGGAUAAACUCUUUUGUUUCUACUGUCAACUGUGAGAUCUGCGGGACACCUGUGUUAAAGUGGAUUAUCAUGACGGAGGAUAACAGUGCCGAUAACUUCAUCAAGGAAACAUCCAUUCUAGAUGAAUACAGCAUCAACUGGACCCAGAAGCUGGGAGCUGGCAUCAGUGGACCUGUCAGGGUUUGUGUGAAGAAAUCAUCUCAGGAACGCUUGGCCCUGAAGAUCCUCAUUGAUCGCCCAAAGGCCAGAAAUGAGGUGCGCCUCCAUAUGAUGUGUGCCAACCACCCAAACAUAGUGCAAAUCUUGGAGGUGUACGCCAACAGUGUCCAGUUCCCACAUGAGUCCAGCCCCAGAGCCCGGCUUCUGAUCGUCAUGGAGAUGAUGGAAGGCGGUGAACUGUUCCAUAGAAUCAGCCAGCACAGGCACUUCACUGAAAAGAUGGCCAGCCAGGUCACAAAGCAGAUCAGUCAAGCCUUGGAACACUGUCACUCCCUAAAUAUUGCACAUCGGGACCUGAAGCCAGAGAACCUGCUCUUCAAGGAUAACUCUUUGGAUGCUCCUGUGAAGCUGUGUGACUUCGGCUUUGCCAAAAUCGAUCAGGGGGACCUGAUGACCCCUCAGUUCACUCCCUACUACGUAGCACCUCAGGUACUUGAGGCUCAAAGAAGGCACCAGAAAGAAAAGUCUGGAAUCAUACCUACCUCACCCACUCCUUAUACCUACAACAAGAGCUGUGACUUGUGGUCGCUGGGCGUCAUCAUAUACGUGAUGCUAUGCGGCUAUCCUCCGUUCUACUCCAAGCAUCACAGUCGCACCAUUCCUAAGGACAUGCGGAAGAAGAUCAUGAUGGGCAGCUUUGACUUCCCUGAAGACGAGUGGAGUCAGAUCUCAGAGAUGGCAAAGGACAUUGUGCGCAAGCUGCUAAAGGUGAAGCCAGAGGAGAGGCUGACCAUUGAGGGAGUCUUGUCUCAUCCGUGGCUCAACUGCACUGAAGCCCUUGAUAACGUGCUGCCCUCUGCACAGAUGAUGAUGGACAAGGCGGUCGUCGCAGGAAUCCAGCAGGCCCACGCGGAGCAGUUGGCCAACAUGAGGAUACAGGACCUGAACGUCAGCCUGAAACCUCUCAACUCUGUCAACAACCCAAUCCUCAGGAAGCGGAAACUGCUUGGCUCUAAGCCCAGUGACGGUUUCUUCAUUCACGACCCAGAGAACGGAGGCGAGGACUCCAACGUAGCGCUGGAAAAACUACGAGAUGUCAUUGCACAGUGCAUCCUUCCACAGGCCGGCGAAAACGAGGACGAGAAGCUGAACGUGGUGAUGUACGAAGCCUGGAGGUUCAACAGGGACUGUAAACUGCUACGAGACGGCCUGCAGGGUCUCAGCUGGGACGGUCGAGCCUUCUCCGACAAAGUGGACCGUUUGAAAUUGGCUGAAAUUGUGAAACAGGCCAUCGAGGAGAGGACAAACCUGGAAGAGUCUCAUUAGCAAACGUCUUUCUAUUGUUGUUUUAUAUUAACUUUUUAUCCCCAAGCUUUUUUUUUAAGUGAAAUAAUUGCCCCUCCCCCCCCUCCGCCACACACACACAUGGAUUCAAUUGCAAGGCCUAUUGUACAGCUGUAGAUACACAUUUCCAAAAAAAAGACUCAUUGGUACUUGCAUCAACAAAAACAACACACAGACUAUAUUUUCAUUUUUCCAAAAAAAAGAAAGAUGACAAAAAAAUUAUUGUAAGAAAUUAUUUUCUUGGAGGGAAUUUUUAAUCACAGUCAUUUUAUCCCAAAUAUUUCAUUUUAUCCUUUUCUUCAUCUUUCCGAAGAGUUUUAUUUAUUUGAAGCAAAAUUUGCUUUAUUUAUACAGUUUUAUUUUUAGCCUGUGAGCAGGCUUAAAGAGAAGCAUUCUGCCUUUUUAUGCACUCUCUAAUGUCAUUUUCUUUUUCAACCUUUUGGUUGUGUGCUGAAAUGUGUCGCCCCCACAUUGCUUUAGUGUAAAGCCCGCUCUUCAAAGCUGGAUUUACAUCCGCGAACACCAAGCCUCUUCUUCCUCACAGCAAAUCGGCUUUGCUUUUUGACUACAAUCUUUACUUGAUCUUGAGCUUCCUUUUCUAAUGCUCUUUUAUGUCGUUGGAAAGCUGAUGUUUGUUUCCCUGCUACUGCUCCUUACAUGGACAUGGUCUUCGAUGCAUCAAAAGAUUCAUGUAGAUGACACACACACACACACACACACACACUGUCCAGCUCAUGUCGUAGUAACGAUUACGUUUGUCAGCAGCCUUAAUAACCUUCAAAACGCUUUCAUACAUGAAGUGGAUUUGUUUUUGCUACUUACUCAUAGUAGUCGUGUCUUCAUGUGGUCAUGUCCUUGUCAACAUCUCCAUGUCAGUGGGGUCAUAACCGUGGAGGUCAUGUCCAUGUCAGUAGAGACUGCAUGAUGGCGUAGCAUCACCUCCGCGGUUAGCCAUGGUGAUGUUUCCAUGGCGAUCGCCUGACUGCUUUUUGUCUACUUCUCGUUCACUGCGUCAUUAUUUGUACUUGUCGUUGAAUAUUUUAUUCACGUAUGCAAAUUGAUGAAGUCUUACCUUUUUAUGGGAGAAUUCCUUUGAAGACAUUUCCAUGUUUUUGUCUUUCUAAAGGUAAAUGUUUAGCGUCCCGCCUCACAUUUACUUGGGAAUAUUUUCACAUCGAGUCAGGUUGAAUUCAAACAUUCUCCGUCAUCCAAAGUGAGUUGACUGUUAAAAGACAAUUAUUGAGGCGCUUUUGUUUACGUCACUGAACCCAACUUCCUUCUGUAAACGGCCGACUUUUACUUUUUUUUCCUGUCAAAGAAAAAGGCCAUCUGUACUGACAUAAUUAAGAGGAAUGAUUUGGGGUGUUGUUAACAAAUGUGACCCACUUGAUGCCUCACAGCCGCCCCUUUAAAUCUCCAUGACAACCAUGCUGAUGUUUGAAAAAGGCCUUAUUGCACACAUAAACGUGCCUUGGUAACUUUUGCUCAUUGGUCAAGUUACAAGACUUGGGCUCAUUGUUUAAAAAGACAAACUAAAAUCAUUCCAUAAAGAGGGGGUUCAUUUUAUUUAGUUGUCCCGACUAUACAUCCCAUAAUGCUCCUCUCUGCAUGACCCUGAGGUCAGAUUUCACAGAUAGUAACUUCCACUUGUCUUAAAAGAUUGUAAACUAUGUUUGCGCUAAAGUUGACUGAUGACAGUACAAGGAGGUGGUGUUUGCUACAACAAAAUGCUUCCUUGACCAAAUAGUCAUCUGUCCUUCAUGAUUUGGUUUUUCUCUGCUGAUGUAGCAUGAAUACACAUCUCUUUCUGCCUUCUCCGGAAUGUCAUCAACAUGCUGACUUUAUAAUAAAAGACUUUUCAAGAACUGUCUUUUUUUCUUAAUAUUACAACUUAACUCU